This is a messenger RNA of Paramuricea clavata, 3423 nucleotides long. The record is from the annotation of a GenBank genome assembly. NCBI's taxonomy places the organism in Eukaryota, Metazoa, Cnidaria, Anthozoa, Malacalcyonacea, Plexauridae.
UUCGUACUUUAUAGCCCCUCACGACUCCAUCCUUGCCUAUGACCGUUCCUUCGAUCCGUCCAAUUCUCCAUUUUGCACUUCUCUUCAGUGAAUCCUUUAUCAAGACAACUCGCCCGGUUUCCAACAAUGUUGCACCUCGAUUUGCGGUUCCUUUCUGUUUCUCAUCAAGUGCACGUAAAUAGUCGUUGAUCCAGCGUCUUCAUAGCUGCUCUCGACAACGCUUUAAAUACUUCAGUCGCCGCGUUACGUCUGCUUCUUCUUCCAACUCUUCGACGUUUUCCUCCAGACUUGUUACUGGUUCCCCUCCAAGCAGGAUGUUUGGAGUCACCGUACGCCCUUCGAGUCCUUCUCCCAGAUAUACAAGUGGUCUAUUGUUCAUAACACAUUCGAUGUCUAACAACGUAUCAUUGAGUUCCGCGAAAGUGAGCAUAGCCUUCCCAACGACCUUCGAUAAUGCUGAUUUCAUGAUACCAAUUAACCGUUCAAAGAACCCGCCCCGCCAGGGUGCACGUAAUAGAUUGAAUCUCCAUUUUACGGAUUGGAUCGCUACGUAAUUGUUGACUUCCUCAUCUCGUUGAAGUGUCUCUAACCAUUUCUUGGCGGACGCGAAUGUCUUCGCGUUGUCGCUCACCAUUAGUUUCGGAGAACCCCGGCUUGCGACAAACUCUCUCAACGACAUCUUGAACUCAUCCGUGCUAAGGUUUCUGCAUAGUCUGAGAUGCACCACACGUGUGCACGCACAAGUAACCAGAACGACAUAAGCCUUCGCGGUCGAGUUCUUUUGUUUCUUAUAGUACAUUGGCCAAGCAAAGUCAACGCCCGUUGUGGAAAAUGAAUUCUUUUUUUGGGUCCGAUGCUCUGGUAAUGCAGAUGUGGUAGGAGUAGGUUGGGGUUUGGCUCUUAUCUUCUUGCAUCUGUUGCAUUUAAACCGUAUUGAUUCGUCAUUCGCCGUAGUUGAGGGAUCCAAAACCGUUCCCGUACCUUGCACAUCGUUUCCUGCACUCCCCCGUGUAAGGUCUCUUUGUGGCCAUGUUCGAUUACCACCUCUGCAAGUGCGUGUUUUCGAGAUAUGAACACAGGAUGGUAGCUCGCGACGCGACCAUGACAUCUCCACAAUCCGACAUCGUAUUUCUUUAACGGGAAAGGGCAAUUUACUUCUUCGUCUUCCUGCGCGAUUUUCAGCCACCGAUUUUCCGCUGCUGUGAUCUCGUCCGUUGUCAGUGGUCCCUUUCGUUGCUCCUUUCGCCUGCAAUUUUUCACGAAUCUCAACAUGUAGGCCGUAACGCGAAGAAGCUUCCAGUACUUGUGUUUCCUAAGGAUGUUCUCGACCCAUUCUUUUCGUUCGUUCGUCGCUCCCCCUUCGUUCUCGAGAAGUACUUUCUCUUUCUUGGCUGGUAAGGUUUCACAUGACUCUUCCUUAGUUUCCGUAAUUACAGGUUGCUCUGGCCACAACGAUCUGUCUAUCAACCAUGCUGGACCUUUCAACCAAAAUUCUCCUAACUUCCGUGGUGCGACUCCACGAGUACCCAAAUCGAUGGGGUUUUGAUCUGUAGGUACCUAAUCCCAGGUGAAAUUCCCCAGAUCAUGGAUUGCUUUCACUCGAUUCCGCACGUACAUAGAAGAUGUUCCCAUAUUUGCCAACCAGUACAAGACUGUCAAACUGUCCGACCACGAUUGAUUUUCCUUCAGAAUAUCCAACGAACUGAGGGCGUGAUUCACAUGACUUAGCAGCUUGGCGAGCGUGUGGGCAGCAACAAGUUCUAGGCUUGGUAUAGAAACCUUCUUCGGGGCUACACGAGACUUUGAAACUAGUAGGUUAUGACAUGUCUUCCCAUCGUUGUAGGCGACUAGAACGUAGACUGCUGCACAUACUGCUAGUUGGCUUGCAUCGGCAAACCAUGUAUUGAAAUCUGUUGACUCUUGUUGUUUACCACGCUUCGAAGUACUUUGAUCUCGGUACAUUCACGACGUGUUUUAGCCCAUUGGUUCCAACGUCGCAUCAGGUACUUGUUCGUCCCAAGAAACUUUACGCAAACAAAGUUCACUGAACAAGAUCUUCCCAGUAAUCAUCAACGGCGAAGCCCACCCAAGCAGAUCGUAUACACCGUUUAUCGCUGCCAAUACGUUUAGUCAAUGGUGAAACUGUGAGUUGACAAGCUUCAAGGUUAACUCGAACAACGUCCGUUUUCUUUUCUCAAGGAACUCCGAGGAUCUUUGUCGUUGACUCACUGUAAGCUUUCGUGUUGGCAUCUUGAUCACCUUUCGCAGUCUCGUUUGAAAUGGACUCCAACUCCUCAACGUUUCUGUGCCACUUAUGUAGAGUGAAUCCACCUUUCUCCAUGAUCGUCGUGGCUUGUUUUUUAAACGUUUCAAGUUCACUGAUCGAAUCUCCUCCGCUUUGUACGUCGUCCACGUAGGUGUUCUAGUAAGGCUUUUGUUGACUCUGGAUAUUCGUCUUGAAACUGUUUCACGUGCUUUUGUAAGAUUGCCCCCAAGAUAUAAGGGCUUGGUGCAGCUCCAAAAAUCACUCUUGUAAACCGGUAUUCGACGAUUUUCUCUCUUCCACGUUGUUGUACCACAACAUUUUCUGUGCGUCAUGGUGUUCCUGGUUGACUCGUACUUGUAGAAAGGCUUUCUUUAAGUCACCCGUGAUGCAAGUAAUUCUCAGUCGAUUUCUGAAGAGGAUGUCGAACAACAGUGGCUGUAAGGACGGUCCUUUCUCGAGGCAAUCGUUCAGGGAUGGUAAUUGAGGAUCAGCUUUUGCAGAACAGUCAUACACGAUUCUGAAUUUGGUUGACUCCGCAUCUUCUCGAAUCAUCGGUUGAUGUGUAAUGUAGUGUACAACCCCCCCUGUUCGUUUUGGAGGCACUGAUUCAAGAAUCACUUCACGCAACUGUUCUUCCAUCACACUGUGGUAUUUUUUCCAGUUUUCCAAGUUUCUCUAGUCUCUUGUUGUACUCCUCAAUCGCGCUACAGCCAGUUCUCUAUUCACCGAUAGCGUUGGAUGGUCUGGUCUCCAUUGCAGAUUAGUUUGAUAAAACCCCUUCUCCGUCUGAUCCAAGUGUUCGAUAAAGUCCUUGUGAAAUUCUGUGGCUGUCUCCAACUUCUCCGCUAGUCCCAGCACGUCCACUGAACACAACUUCUCGAAUUUACUCUGGCUGUUUAGAAAGAGACCUUUCUCGGAAAACUCCAUCGGGACAAUCUUGCCGUACAGAGCCCAUCAAAGCAUCGUGAACUCUGCUCCAGGAUCUGUAUCCGGAUUCUCUCCAAGGAUGGGCUGCUCAGCUGACCUUAUCCGUUAAUAAUCUGCUGCUCCCAAGAUCAUGUGCACAGGUAUUUGUCUGUCAGUGGUCUCCUCAUCACACAGUUGUAGUUUUUGAAGGGGCAUGGAACUCUUCUUCAGAUCUUUCACCUUGGGAUUAG